AUGGUUGAAGGUUGGCCUCCUCUAAGUAGCAUGAAAUAUUCAAGUUACAAAAAUAUUGGAUUUGCAUUGUAUGUUUCGUAUACAAUUUCUGGUCAAUCUUUGAAGGGGUAUCACCGAGCCAGUGACAGCGAAAGCGAAGUGACGAAAGACAGGAAGAAGCUCUCCUAA
This is a messenger RNA of Sphenostylis stenocarpa, 168 nucleotides long. The record is from the annotation of a GenBank genome assembly. Lineage: Eukaryota; Viridiplantae; Streptophyta; Magnoliopsida; Fabales; Fabaceae.